AUGGUGUCCGCGGAGCGGCGUUUCUACAAGCGACGCCGUCUGAUGUCUCGCGUUGAAAAUGAUGCUGGCCGCGAUUUGUUGGCUGGACUGCGCUUGGCGUUGUCAGGCGCCGCGCUCCGGCUGGGCCUUGCCUGCGGCGGGGACUUGGCCGCCGCCCGCGCCGGUGGGGGCGGCCUGCGUGUCUUCAGGGGCUCGGCCUGCUGGGACCGCCGCCAGCUGCAGCUGGAGAAGCAGCGGGGCGUGUGGGUGCAUGCGCGCGCAGGCUUCCACAAAGGCGGGCAGGAGGCGCUGCGGCAACUGGCCAUGGGCGAGGCCAGCAACGGGUGGCGCCGCGCCCUGCGUGCUGCUGGCUUGCCGGCGCGCGGGUCUCGGUGCUAG
Effrenium voratum is the source of this 378-nucleotide messenger RNA. NCBI's taxonomy places the organism in Eukaryota, Dinophyceae, Suessiales, Symbiodiniaceae. The record is from the annotation of a GenBank genome assembly.